GCAAACUUUCGCUCCUCUUCAAGUCAAGCCAGCAGCCAGCCAUGCCUUCAGUAUACUACACCCAGCUUGUCAUCCUAAGCAAUGUUUGGUGUUUGAUUCAUGCGGCUCCCCUGGCAUUUUCAGAGAUUGUGAUGACAUGUGGUGAAGAAGCACUGCUGCCCUGUCAAGCUCCUCAGGAUCCCCAAGUCACCUACAAGGCUGUGUCCUGGCAGAAAGUUGCUGAAAAUUGUGAGGAGCUGACAGAAAUGGUGCAGGACGAUUGCAUGCAUGAAGUGAAAUAUUAUGAUCUCGUGCAUCUUAAUGAAUCCUUGGAGAUCUCCAAUUAUUCCUUGAGGAUCAAAAACACUACCAGUCACAAUAGUGGAAUAUAUAAGUGUACUUUGUGGGAAUCGACUGGAAAGCACAAUGAAAGUGGCACAGUCUCAUUAAAAAUAACAGAUUGCCCAGAAGAUGAAAAAUUUAAGAAAUACAAAACAGAACUUUUAUUGCUGACCUGCCUUGGGAUUUUUUACUUACUGCUCAUAUUUUUUACCUGCAAAUGCCUAAGAAAAGAAAGCAUGUUUUCAGAUUAUCAGAAAGGAAGAAGAGUAAAGAAACAUACACUUACCCUUGUCAGUGCACAAGAAAUGAUGACUUUCCAGCAUUUAGACAGCAGCAACACUGGCAAAAAUGGACUUAAUUGGAGUUCUGUCUAAGUUGAUGUUGUUAAGACACCGUGGGUUCAUCAAUAAACAUGACAUGAAGAUGGAUGGUUGGGCAAUGUGGAGAGAGAACAAAAGCUAACACAUUGCCUCUUCAGGAAAGCCUUGUCUGGGUGAUCUGUCAGCUAUCUGCUUGCGCUGGACAAGUCUUCGAAGAGCAUUUUCAUACACUACAAUAAUUCUUGAAUUUAACAUGACUAACAAAUACCACUGCAGCUAUACAACUAUCUUGAAAGGCAAGUAUGUUAGCACAUACUCUUUCUUCAAUCCAUCAAAAGCUGUCUUGGUUGGAGUGAGGUGGCUAUUCUUACCACAUGAAGACUAUACUAUAGCAAGAAUGUGGCAGCUUAUAUUUGAGGGAUAGAGUUAUUUACUGAACUAAUACCUCUGCUCUUUCAAAAUAACACACAACAGUUGCUGCUCUAUUUUCAGAGAAUGAAACAGGUGGGACUUUUUCUACUCUGGACACCCAGUUACGAUUCUUGAUGGAAAUAACUCUGCAUAACAUCGUCCUACCCUUUCACCAGAUCAGACCAGGUGUUUCUUAAAUCUCCAAGGGACCCCUGAAAAAAUGUCAGAAAACAACCUGAAAAUAUUUGCUUAGUGUGCAGACUCUCCUAUGCUAAAAAUGAGACUAUGCUAAAAAUGGAACUAAAAAGUACCUUUAAUUCAGAAACUGUUCAUAUAAAACACUGAUAUAUAGUAGUUGUUCUUUUUUCUCCCCCCAAAAAACCCAGUCAGUGAAGCAUCAUGUGAAAGUCAAAGAAACUUAAAAAUGGAUGGUUUCAUAAAAUGAAUGAAAUCAAAAUUGAUCCUUGGUUUAAAUCAAUGGAAUGAUGCCAAUUGUGCAUAGAGCCUAUGGCAUGCAAAAGCAGCCGUCUGGUUCCUUGGAAUAUACUGAGUUGGCAAUGAGAUCUUAUAUGAGCUGGAACAAUUGGGCUUCAUGAUAUUCAUGAUACAUGCUGUGUAUGAGAAAUAAGGAUACUAGAAAAGCUAACUGUAGGUACCUGUUCCAAGAGAAGGAACACUUGUCAUGUUUAACUACAGACAACAAGAGACAUUGCAAGCCUCAGCUGAAACAAUCUGAGAUGGCAGACCCUUCCUCAUUAGAUGCCUACAUACAAGUUAAAGGAGGAAGGUUUUAGAAGUACUGGAGCUGUUUGUGCAUAAGGAAAAGGUCUGUGGAAUGAGUGACACAUCACGGAAGAUGUGCAAUCACAACUGAAAUAAUUAAAAACAUUUUGUAAGAAGCCAAAUGGACUCAUUGAAGAGAUAAAUUGAUGCAGCAUGCUUUUUUUUGUUUGGGAUUUUUUCCCAGGGGGUUGGUUUUGUUUUAUCUUGUAAUUCUAGACUGUUUAAAGACAGAGAUGUUUUAUCUGUAUAUGAAGGGUUACUGGGAGGAAAACAUAGUAGGCACUCAUCAGUGCCCCCUUUCAGCUGAUUAAAGAUUUGAGCUGAGUUAAUUGGAAGAGAUUCCUUUUCAGUUGGUGGUUGGAAGGACGGUCAGGUUGAAUAUAGUAUUUAUUUGGUACAUUUGGUUUUUUAUAAUUGUUUUUUACCCACAAAAGCUUGUACCGUAUGUCAAAUAAAAAAAUCAGAGUUAAUUA
Molecule: messenger RNA, 2308 nt
Organism: Alligator mississippiensis (American alligator)
Lineage: Eukaryota; Metazoa; Chordata; Crocodylia; Alligatoridae
Gene: CD83
Product: CD83 molecule
Exons: 5
Coding region: 42-695 (217 amino acids)
Source: RefSeq, a predicted model, not a curated record